Messenger RNA from Lactuca virosa, 879 nucleotides. The record is from the annotation of a GenBank genome assembly. Lineage: Eukaryota; Viridiplantae; Streptophyta; Magnoliopsida; Asterales; Asteraceae.
AUGGCUGACGACUCUGCAGUCACCAUUUACGGCAACACCGCCGUGUCGGAUCUCAACAAAAAAGAUCAAAAUCCCUUCUCAGUCAAGGUCGGACUAGCUCAACGGCUUAGUGGCGGAGCAAUUAUCCAUGUCACUAACGUCAACCAAGCCAAGAUCGCUGAAUCCGCCGGAGCUUGCUGUGUGAUUGUAUCAGAACCAUCAACACCCACCUCCGGCAUUUCUCGAAUGUUAGAUCCAGCUGUUAUUAAAGAAUACCAAGAAUCUGUCCCGAUUCCCGUAAUGGCAAAAGCCCGAGUCGGCCAUUUUGUCGAAGCACAGGUACUUGAAGCCAUUGGCGUUGAUUACAUAGACGAAAACGAGCUUCUUGCUGCAGCCGACGACGAUAACUUCAUCAACAAACAUAACUUUCGUGUCCCUUUUGUGUCAGGUUGUCGGGAUUUGGGCGAGGGGUUGAGGAGAGCGAGAGAAGGUGCGGCGAUGAUUAGAACUCAAGGAGAUCAAUCUGGAUCUGGCGACAUUGUUGACACAGUCCGAAAUGUAAGAAAAGUAAUGGGAAAAAUUAGGGUUCUAACAAACAUGGAUGAAGAUGAAGUCUUCACAUUCGCAAAAGAAUUGGGUGCACCUUACGACAUUGUUGCACAAACCAAGCAACUGGGUAGGCUUCCUGUAGUCCAUUUUGCUUCUGGAGGUAUUGUCACGCCUGCAGAUGCUGCUCUCAUGAUGCAAUUGGGCUGCGAUGGAGUCUUCAUUGAUUCUGAAAUUUUCAACUCUUCAGAUCCUUACAAACAAGUUCGAUCUAUUGUGCAGGCUGUUAGAAACUACAAUGAUGUUCAUAUGUUAACAGGGCUCAAUCUUAGAGACAACGGAGGUAGUUACUAG